UCCCAGUAAGGUGGUGCGACCCGUCCCCGUAAGGAUCAUUUCUGCUUGAUAUUCUAUUCUGGCCUUCUCAAUCCGUAUCAAAGCGCUUUCCACUUGUCGCCCACCAUGACAGAUCAAGGGUACUUAGAACAGCCCGACCUCCACGUCAAGGCACCAUUCCGCGCGGCACUCUUAACACAACCGGGGAACUUGCGCGAAGCUCUCCGCCAAGCCGUUGCAGAUCCUACUAAGACGCUUUUCGGUGUCGGUCACGGAAUUCCGAGUACUUUUGUAACUAAGUUGAUUGCAUCUACAAAGCCCGACUUCAUAUGGAUCGAUGUCGAGCACGGCAUGUUCAAUCGUCUGACACUUCAUGAUGCUAUCCAUGCAGCUCAACACCACUCCGAAGGCAAAGCCAUGAUCAUCGUCAGAGUCCCGAAGCACGACGAAAUCAGCUUGACAACUGCACUGGACGCGGGCGCAGCAGGCAUAGUGAUUCCUCACUGCGAAAGUGCCAAAGAAGUGAAACAGGUCUUGGAGGAAGCAUAUUAUCCCCCAAUUGGAAAGCGAUCUUUUAGUCCAUGGACUUUCACACCCGGGAUCUCGGAUACUUCACUGUAUAAGGGUGAUCCUUUCAACAUGGGCACUUCGAACCGUCAUACUGCCGUCUUCGCACAGAUUGAAAGUGUCAAAGGCGUGGAAAACGUGGACGAGAUCGCAGCGCUUGAGGGCGUUUCUGGGUUGAUGUUCGGUCCCGGAGACUAUCUGGCGGAUGCUGGACUACCCAUACAGUUCGGCGGAGAGCCUCACCCUACCUUUGCAGAUGCUUUCGGUAAAUUUGUCGCCGCUGGUAUGAAACACGGCAAGCCUCUAAUCGGUGCCGCUCUGGCCCCAGAGAUGAUUCCAGGGAUGAUACAGCAAGGCUUUCGGGCGAUUGCUGUUGCCUUUGAUGUGUGGGGAUUCGCAAAUUUGGUUGAUGGGGGUAUCAAGAAGGGAAGAGAAUUUGCUCAGCAGGCGGGUGAAGCUAACGGGGUAGUUGAAGUAAAUGGAACGGCCGAAGCAAACGGAAAGGCUAAAGCAGACGGAAAAGCUAAAGCUAACGGACCGGCAAAUGGCAAGGAGCCUUCGUCGAAGAUUGAGUCUGAUGUGGUCGUUGUUCUAAAUAACUAGAGGGGGAAAGACGACCAAGCCAGUACGCUUGUUUUGUGAGUAAUUUUUUAGAUAGCGCCUAGAUAGUUAUAGAUAGGAAUUUCUGUCUCUGCUAUAUAGGCUGGCAAAGUCGAACCCAGACCUCCUCGUAGUGCGUGCCGGGGACUGUGACGGCGGGAUUAAGGCAAUGGUCAAAAGGGCUCAAAGUUCCGAGAAUACUAAGCUAAAGAGAAGAAGGAGAGAGAGGGGUGGGGAGGGGAUAGAAGGAGGGAAAUACUAGCUGAAAUCACUGAAACGCCGGCUAGCUAGGUGAAACUAGUCAUGUGACAACCACCCCCUUAUGACCAUAGCCAGCGCCGUC
Molecule: messenger RNA, 1489 nt
Organism: Hyaloscypha bicolor E
Lineage: Eukaryota; Fungi; Ascomycota; Leotiomycetes; Helotiales; Hyaloscyphaceae
Exons: 5
Coding region: 106-1149 (347 amino acids)
Cellular component (GO): cytoplasm
Molecular function (GO): aldehyde-lyase activity
Source: RefSeq, a predicted model, not a curated record